UCAUUUUCUCAUUAGUCUUUUCAAAUUAGAAAUACCAUGAGAAAUAGAUACUGAAGACUGUCAGGGAAAUCGUGGAUUAACUAUGAAAGAUAAAAUACAAUUUUCAGAAAAAGGUUGGAAGAGAGGAACAAAAAUGUGAUUACAUUUUAACGCAAAAAAAGUUAUUUAGAAUUAGUUUGGGUUUUUUUUCAGGCCUAACUCAUGCUAGGGGUGACUUCCUCAAAUAUCAUCUGUCUUCCCAGGAUUUACUGCAAGUUUAGGUUCUGUUUCAUAAAUACAAAAAUUUCUGCGUCCUGUUCCCCAUGAAGCAAAGACAAUUUAAUGUUAUGAUUGUUGGUUUUCAACAGAAUCAUAUAUGAAGUGUUACAGAUGUAAAACACCUUAGUUAAAAGCUGCUUUCUCCUUUAGCUGACACAAGGAACGAUUUUUCCUGCUCCAAAUUUUAACCCUGUUAUGGAUGCCCAGUUGCUAGGAGGAGCCCUACAGGGAAUCAGUUGUGAAAAAGAUGUGUUGAUUGAUAUCCUCACGCAGCGCUGCAAUUCACAGCGGCUUAUGAUUGCUGAGGCGUACAGAGACAUGUACGGCAGGGAUCUGAUAACGGACCUAAAGGAGAAUCUCUCUCAUCACCUGAAAGAAGUCAUGGUUGGCUUGAUGUAUCCACCUGCCUCCUAUGAUGCCCACGAGCUCUGGCAUGCCUUGAAGGGAGUAGACACAGAAGAAAAAUGCCUAAUUGAUAUAUUAGCCUCAAGAACAAAUAUCGAGAUCUUCCAGAUGAAAGAAGCCUACUUAAUGCAAUAUAAUAAUGAUCUUCAACAAGAUAUCGAUUCUGAGACUUCAGGCCACUUCAGAGAUACACUCAUAAACCUUGCUCAGGGAACAAGGAUGGAAGGUUAUGCAGAUCCUUCUACAGCUGCUCAGGAUGCAAUGAUUCUAUGGGAAGCAUGUCAGCGAAAAACAGGAGAACAUAAAAACAUGCUGCAAAUGAUUCUCUGCAACAAGAGUUACCAGCAGUUGUGGAUGGUUUUUCAGGAGUUCCAAAGUAUCUCUGGGCAAGACAUCGUAGAUGCCAUUAAUGAAUGUUAUGAUGGAUACUUUCAAGAAUUAUUGGUUGCAAUAGUUCUCUGUGUUCGUGACAAGCCUGCCUACUUUGCUUACAGGCUUCAUAAUGCAAUUCAUGAUUUUGGGUUUCACAAUAAAACAGUUAUAAGGAUUCUGAUUGCUAGGAGUGAGAUCGACCUGAUGACCAUACGACAGCGAUACAAAGAGAGAUAUGGGAAAUCACUCUUUCAUGACAUUAAACAUUUUGCUUCAGGGCAUUAUGAGAGUGCUUUACUUGCCAUAUGUGCUGGUGAUGCUGAAGAUUACUAAAGAAGAUGAACUUUGAAGACUGUAUAAAUCUAUUCUAAAUAGAAACUGAAGGUAUAUGUAACACACUAACUGUAAGAGACCCUAUUCUGUUUCUAAAAAAUGAGAACAGAGUAGUUCUGAUUUUUUUAAACAGAAAAAUCACUGCUAUACAUUUGCUAAUAUUAGAUCUUUCUUGAGACAGGAAAAAAUGUUGGCAGGAACAUGAUUCUUAUCUCUGGUUCUGAUGAAUAUUUGUUUCUAUGAUUAAUGUAAAUUAAUGAAGCAAGAAUUAAAAUAACUGCAUGUAA
Neopsephotus bourkii (Bourke's parrot) is the source of this 1655-nucleotide messenger RNA. It is a transcript of the gene ANXA10, whose product is annotated as annexin A10. NCBI's taxonomy places the organism in Eukaryota, Metazoa, Chordata, Aves, Psittaciformes, Psittacidae. The transcript is spliced from 11 exons. Gene Ontology annotation, cellular component: cytoplasm. Gene Ontology annotation, molecular function: calcium ion binding; calcium-dependent phospholipid binding. Bases 454 to 1368 code for a protein of 304 amino acids. The record is from RefSeq and is a predicted model, not a curated record.